UCAAGCGCGCCCUCAUGCGACAAAUAUGAUGACGGCAGGAUCAUGUGAUCGUGACUGAGUGACCCAGAGAAAAAUGGCGGCGGCAGGUUCGCCGCUCCCUCCUCUACCUGCCGCCUUUAAACCGGUACAGCAUCACCUGAAGACGGCCACAGAUCAUGACAAGCGCGAUCCGGUCAUCGCCUACUACUGUCGUUUGUACUCGAUGCAGACUGCCAUGAAGAUUGACAGUAAGAGUCCGGACUGUCGAGGCUUCCUCAUCAAACUCAUGGACCAGUUGGAGCAGAUGAAGUCCCAGCUGCAGGGAACAGAAGCGAUCACAAACGAGGUAGUCGGACAGGCCCAUGUGGAGAGCUACGCCCUGAAGAUGUUCCUGUUUGCUGAUAACCAGGACAGGGCUGCAAACUUCAACAAGAGUGUGGUGAAGUCGUUCUACACAGCCAGCAUGUUGUUUGACGUGCUGCAAGUGUUCGGAGAGCUCAGCGAGGAUCUGAUCAAACACAGGAAGUACGCUCGCUGGAAGUCUGCGUACAUCCACGACUGUCUGCGGAAGGGCGAGACACCGAUGCCAGGUCCGCUCGGAGGGGAGGAGGGCGGAGUUGAAGCUCCUCCACCAAUGGGCUUCAAGGACCUGCCUCCCCAGCAGCCAGCUGUCAAUCAAUUCCCCCCUCCGACCAAUCAGGUUCCUCCUGGAGCUCAUGCUCCGCCCACCACCCCUGCGGAGACCCCCAGCAACCCCGUCCCAACACAGCCGGCUCCAGUUGCCUACGACAACUAUCUACAACCUACGGCAUCCGGUGGUGUCUCCCUGACCAUGGAUGAAAUGAACAAGGCCUCCAAGUUGUGCCGCUAUGCAAUCAGCGCUCUGCAGUACGAAGACGUCCCCGAGGCUAUCAACAAUCUGCAGAAGGCGCUCAGACUACUCACCACCGGGAAGGAGAGCUGAGACACCCCGGGAAGGAGAGCUGAGACACCCCGGGAAAGAGAGCUGAGGAGAACCAAUUCCCUAGGACCCAUGUCUUGCGAUUAAAAAGAAAAACAAGUUGACCUUCAACCAGAUUUUUUGAGUGACGAACUUUAAUCUUCAAGCAGAUCCUACGGUGGCAUAAGAUGGUAUAAAAAGCUGGCAAAGGAGUGAAGCUGUCCUAGGAGUGUACAUGUAUAUGGCCACAAGAGUGAAGGCGAUGUAAAAGACUGUGUUUGCAUAUACAAUUGUGUGGCCGCGUGGCGCAAUCGGCAGCACGUUUGACUCAGCUCCAGGAGGUCCUGAGUUCAAACCCUGCCGUGUCACCGAUCUGGUGCCCUUGGGAAAGGCACUUAACACAACUUUCCUCACUUCACUCAAGUGAAAAAUGAGUAUAUAGGCUACAAAAGUCUUCAGCAAGUUGAAGUUGGUAGCCUCAAAAUGAAAGAAGAGAAGAAGACCAGAUUGAAACACACUCUUUGCGCCAGCUUCACCCCUUUGCCAGCAUUUGAUACUAUCUUAUGCUACUGUAGGAUCUGCUUGGAGAUUAGGGCAAACUCCCAGCUCUGAUCCUGGGAAGGAGAACUGGGUUCAAGCUACUCACCCCGGGAAAGAGAGCUGUCAGAGAUUUGGUGUUCUUGAUGCACACCUAGUUUUUGCUUAUUAAUAACUAUAGUAGAGUUUUACAGUAAGUCUCCUGCUUAGGCUAACGUCACGUUUCCAAAACUGGGCCCGGAUGGGCUGUUUGUGGA
This is a messenger RNA of Branchiostoma floridae (Florida lancelet), 1713 nucleotides long. Its product is annotated as vacuolar protein sorting-associated protein VTA1 homolog. Gene Ontology annotation, cellular component: multivesicular body. The transcript is spliced from 8 exons. Lineage: Eukaryota; Metazoa; Chordata; Leptocardii; Amphioxiformes; Branchiostomatidae. Gene Ontology annotation, biological process: late endosome to vacuole transport via multivesicular body sorting pathway. The coding region runs from base 74 to 943 and encodes 289 amino acids. The record is from RefSeq and is a predicted model, not a curated record.